CCAAACAAAUAAACAAAAAGGAGGAGGAGGAGGAGGAAAAAACAACAAGGUUUACGUCACAAAACGCGCGAGUGUGGAUUUUUAAAAACCCGCGGAAAACUUCUUUGAGCUUCUGCAAAACUCUUGACUUGAAGCGGAUUUCAGGGGGAUUUCGCGGAAGCGUCGAGCGCGUCGGACCUUUCCACGGCUGUAGCGGGGCGGAGCCGCGGUGCUUCUCGUGCGCCUUUACGCAGGGAGUGUGUGUGUGUGUGUGUGUGUGUGUGUGAGGUGUUGGGGGAUCAGCCGGAGUCAGAAGGAUGCUGGAGGGCAAUGCCCGCAGAAAGAGAGGAUGAGAUUUGUCGAAAGGCGCUGGAGCUGCUCUCGGACCUUUGCUCCAGAGGAGAAGUGCAGGACGACAACUGCCUGGACUUCAUCUACUACUUCAGGGACCUGGCGAGACCGCGCUACACGGACUCAGAUGUAUCGGUGAGCCUGUUGUCCCUGCUGGUGACCACCUGUGGUCUGGCGCUCUUCAGCGUCUCCCUCUUUGUCUCAUGGAAGCUGUGCUGGGGGCCACUGAGUGGCCGUUUCUUCCCAGAUGUACUCAAGGGGGCGCACUUCCUCGGAGGAGACCAGCAGCCCGUCCUCACAGAGGUGGACGGGGAGGAAAGGGAGUACAGCGAGGAUGGCUGUGUGAAAGACCCUUCGGGGCUUCCCUGCGCUGUGGCUGUCCCGGAGUCGACCCUGAAGAUAAGCCACACAUCGCCCGAUAUUGCACUGGAGACCCAGGCCAAGGUGGAGAAAAACCAGGUCCACACUCUGGCAAGGGACAGAGUCCAGAGACAGAUUACUGAGCCUACCUCGUCUGUACGGCACAAUUCCAUCCGCCGUCAGAUGAACUUGUCCAAUCCGGACUUCAACCUCGCUCAGUUCCAGCGGCAGGAGUCUCUGUCUGGUCUGGGCAGCCUCAAACCAGAGCUCUACAAGCAGCACUCAGUGGACACAGAAGACGGCCGUCACAUUGGCAAAUGCGGGUGUCUCCACUUCAUCCUGAAAUUUGACUUUGACCUGGAGCAGCUGAUCGUGAAGAUCCACAAGGCCCAGGACCUUCCCGCCAAGGACUUCUCAGGGACCUCUGAUCCUUACGUCAAGAUCUACCUGCUGCCUGACCGCAAAACCAAGCACCAGACCAAGGUGCACCGCAAGACUCUCAACCCAGUGUUCGACGAAGUGUUCCUCUUUCCGGUGGAGUACGGCGAGCUGACGAGCCGGAAGCUGCAUUUCAGCGUCUACGACUUCGACAGGUUCUCGCGCCACGACUUGAUCGGCCAAGUGGUGGUGGACAACUUCCUGGAUCUGGCCGAUUUUCCACGGGAGACAAGACUGUGCAAAGACAUACAAUACGUGACCUCGGACAACGUGGACCUGGGAGAGCUGAUGUUCUCACUGUGCUAUCUCCCCACGGCUGGCAGGCUCACCAUCACCAUGAUCAAAGCCAGAAAUCUCAAAGCCAUGGACAUCACUGGAGCCUCAGAUCCGUACGUGAAAGUUUCCCUGAUGUGUGAGGGGCGGAGGCUAAAGAAGAGGAAGACGUCGACCAAGCGGAACACUCUGAACCCGGUGUACAACGAGGCCAUCGUGUUCGAUGUUCCUCCUGAGAACAUCGACCAGAUCAGCCUGCUCAUAGCCGUCAUGGACUAUGAUCGGGUCGGACACAAUGAAGUGAUCGGAGUGUGCAGGGUGGGCAACGAGGCUGAGAGCCUGGGCCGAGAACACUGGAGUGAAAUGCUGUUGUACCCACGGAAACCCAUCGCGCACUGGCACCCGCUCAUAGAGGACAAGAUAAAAGAGUGGGUUGGACAGGGAGCGGCAGGGAGCGGAAGUCAAGGAGGAUCCACCAAUUCACUGAAGACGCCACCAUCUCCAUGAGUGCACACAUACACGCACACACACACACACACACAUUGUACACACACACACACACACAGCCUCAGGUGCGGGUGGUUGGAACGUUGAGUGAUGGACUUCCAGAACUAACCGUAACCCACAUGAAUUACAAGUUGUGGCAAGCGAUCUUGGUAGUAACAUCAGCUAUAAAACCAUUACUCUAACCAAUGUCUUAUUAGAUUGAACUACUGUAUAGGUUUAAUUGUGUUUAGACUUUUCCAAAGGCUAACCACCACUUCUUACUUCCUCAUGUGUCUUCACGACCAAAAACAAAACAAACAAAAAAAACACUUAACGACAUUCCAACUAAACUAACUGUUUGAGUUGUUAUUGACUGUAUUAACAGUUUGAGAUGAUCUAUCUGGUCAAGCUUCUUUUUGUCGUUUUUCUUAAACGGGUGUGUGGACCAAAAGCAUUCAUUUAAGGUGAGUGUGUGUGGAGCUGUGGCUAGUGAUUUGUGUGUGUGAUCAGCUGUUAUUGAUGUGUUAAUGGUGCGUUCACACCUUAGGUGGCGUGGUUUUUGCCGAGCGAUCUUCAGGUCAUUGAUACAACUGGCAACCCCCUCAUCUGGGAAUAAUGCUAGAGCUAAGUUUACUAAAUUGCAAUUAUAGCUUAAACUAAGUGGCAUUUACAUAUUUUCAGAACAAAAUAGGUCGUUCAACUUCCUCUCUCGUUAUCGUUAUACAACCUGUGACAUUAUGGUAGAUGAAUUUCUUUGCUGCAGAUCAAUUUUGGGAGAUUUGCGUCACCUAGAGUGAAAAAAUGCGUCACGUUCGGUGUGAACACAUCAUGACAUGAUUACAGAAUUAAAAAAUGAGAAGAUUGUUGUGCUGAACACUGAACUCUUUCCUGCAUUGAUUAUGAAGUAAAAAUAACCUGAACGAAACACAGUAGGAUCUUCUUGGUGUAAACAGUAGGUUUUACUGCAGCAGACGACUUUAGCAAAGAUCUCCUCAGAUGUUAAGGUUUAAACUGACAGUGGUUUUCACCAAGAAUGUAAAGCAGUGGACGAAUGGAACAUACCAUGUUUUAAUUACUGCAUGUUUAAUUGUCUAACUUUGUUUUUUGGGGUGUGGUCAAAAUACAGGGGAAUGAAGUAGCAAGUAACUUAUUUCAAAGUACGAUACUCUGGUUUCCGAUAUUUUUUGGCCGUGACGACGUCUGCCAAAGACGUAAUGUUUUUGGGUUUAUUUUUAGCAGGAUGAAAAUUACUCAACCAAUUUCCAACAAUUUUGAUUGAUUGGUGGAGUGAUUGGACCUGGUUCACAAAGAACCGGGGUGCAACUGUGGAUUAAGUUACCGAUCCAGGAUCAACAUUGGAACAUUCAGUAAGCCAUUUUCUUACAUUUUCAUCAUCUUUUAACGGGAAUAACGUGCAGAUCUUGAUUUUAAUAAGUAAAAUCUAUGAGAAUUGUUCAGUCUUGGCAGAGGUACGUGCUCCUUUGUGUGCAAUUCUACUUCCUAUUGUAAUCGUGCUGUAAUGGCAGUAUGCUGCAAAUUAAAAGUCAUGUUAAAUUUUCUGGUUUCAAAUUUAUUUACCCAAUAUAACGGUGUAGCCCCCGUGUGGCAGAACGGAGGUAGUUUAGAAAAAAAUGAAAAAGAGUGAGGGAUCAAAAAAAACCUAAAAGCAUUACAGGAAGAGAAAGAAAAUGGAGAUUAAAAUGCCAAACGAAAUUACUGGAGAAUAUAUAAACCAAAGUUUUAAUUUCAUUGUAUUUCAUGCUGUCUGGGAUCUUUGUAUCUCUGACAUCCUUCUUAAGCCUUUGUGAGCUCCCAUUUAAAAUUUUAAAAAAGUGAAUCGCUCUUAGAAUCCUAUUGUCAAACACAACUUACUGUUUGACAAUGUUAGAACACAACUUCAUGAUUUCCUCUUUGAUUGGGACCACACCCCUGUGCUUGUUUUAAUGAGACAGUGUUUUUUUUGUUAUUUUUUUUUUUAAUGAAGAUGAAUACCAGUAUAUUUUAUGUCUUUGUAUUGGACACACGUCACGACUGAUGAGGACAAACUUGUUGUGUGUUUGUAGCUUCUUCGGUGCAUGCGUCAUUUUUUAAAAAUCGCUCUUUUUGUUGUGAUACUAAUCAUUCUCUAAACACGAGAUGUAUUAUGACCAUUUAAGGCAGAGUGUGUUAAUUGUCCAUUCAGAUGUUAUUAAUAAAUAUUUCUAUAUAUAUACAGUA
This is a messenger RNA of Solea senegalensis (Senegalese sole), 4104 nucleotides long. RefSeq names its product synaptotagmin IXb (gene syt9b). The transcript is spliced from 9 exons. Gene Ontology annotation, molecular function: calcium-dependent phospholipid binding; SNARE binding; clathrin binding. Bases 310 to 1908 code for a protein of 532 amino acids. NCBI's taxonomy places the organism in Eukaryota, Metazoa, Chordata, Actinopteri, Pleuronectiformes, Soleidae. The record is from RefSeq and is a predicted model, not a curated record. Gene Ontology annotation, cellular component: membrane; dense core granule. Gene Ontology annotation, biological process: regulation of calcium ion-dependent exocytosis; calcium-ion regulated exocytosis; regulation of dopamine secretion.